GUUUCUCGGUGAUGACGUCACUCGCAGGAUGCAUUAACAAUAUCGUCACCGACGUCAUGGCGUCAUCAACGUCAACGUCGUCAUCGUAGGCACUCCCACAGCCCGCUGUGGUUGUUGUCGUGGUGGACGGCCACGUGCUCACCGUGUGGUGGUGGUUGUUGUUGUCGCCACCAGCCUUCAUCACUGAGGCGUGCAGGGUUGUCUCCGAGCGGUGCGAGAGAAGAAGUUCAGCACACAGUACGUACGAGACGCGAGGCCUCUCCCUGCUGUACGAGACGCGAGGCCUCUCCCUGCCGCACGAGACGCGAGGCCUCUCCCUGCUGUACGAGACGCGAGGCCUCUCCCUGCCGUACGAGACGCGAGGCCUCUCCCUGCCAACACCCCGCGCUGCCUCUUGCCGUGCGCGCAGUGCCGCAUGAAGCUCGUGCGAGAUGGCGCCGGGGCCCAGAGUGGAGGAUAAGGAGCGGCGGGAGUCUCGACGCACAGGGCGUGGGGGCAGGAGGAAGGGCAAGAGGACGGCGCCGCAGGCUGGAGACGGGGAGGAGGGCGCCUGUGUGGCGCUCAGAGGGCGCAAGGCCGCCGCAGCCUGGGCGUGCCGUGGCGUGGUGCAGCUGGCGCGCCAAGGGCCGCUCGGCCUGUGGGGCCAGGGCCGACUGCAGCAGACCCUGAAGCGACAGUGCGCGUGCUCGGUGGCGCGCUUCGGCGUGAUGCGGAAGGUCAGCCCGUUUGACCGGCGCGUCACCUGCGUGGUGUGGCACCCGUCGCGGCCCGGCACGCUCGCCGUGGCCUCCAAGGGCGGUGACGUCCUUCUGUGGGACCACCGUGCUCUGGAGCCCCUCUCGCUCCUCCUCGGGAACGGACCAGGAGACGCGGUGGGCGGCAUGCGGUUCGACCCGCGCGACACGGCCCGCGUGUUCGUGGUGUCGGGGGACGGCUCGCUGCUGCUGCGCGACGUGGAGGGGCGCGCAGGGCCACGGGGCCGCAUCGUCGCCAACGCGCCGCAGUGCGUGCACCGGCACCGUGACUGCGGCUGCUGGUACUGCAGCGUGGAUGUGUCCGUGCCACGUCAGGCCCUGGCUGUCGGGGACAACCUCGGUCACCUGGAGAUGUGUGGCCUCGAGGGCACUCCGAUUUGGAGGCGGAGACUUCACAAGAAGAAGGUGACCCACGUGGAGUUCCACCCGUACUGCGAGUGGCUGCUGGCCAGCGCCUCCGUGGACCAGACCGUGAAGCUGUGGGACCUCCGCGCCAUCACGGACGCCAAGAGCUUCCUGUACACGCUGCCUCACGACAAGCCCGUCAACUCCGCGUACUUCAGCCCUGGGGACGGCGCCAGGCUGCUCACCACCGACCAGUACGACCAGAUCCGCGUGUACGGCUGCUCUGACUGGAGCACGCCACUGCGCACCAUCGUUCAUCCUCACCGCCAGUUCCAGCACCUGACGCCGAUCAAGGCGACGUGGCACCCGAGGUACGACCUGGCCGUGAUUGGCCGAUACCCGGAUCUGGCUCAGCCGGGGACGUCCGUCGAGGAGAGCCGCUCCAUCGACCUGUUCGACACCGACAGCGGGGCGCUGCUGUGCCGGCUCGAGGAUCCCCUCGCCCCCGGCAUUGCGAGCGUGAAUCACUUCAACCCAACGGGGGAGCUUCUCGCCUCAGGCAUGGGACACCACGCCUUGGUGUGGGGCGAAGCCCAGCUCGACGUUCAGCAGCAGCUGCUCUCGGAGCUCCGAGGGCAUCUGGGCCACACUGGCAGCGGGAGUCGCGCUGCUGGCGGGAGCCGCGCUGCUGGCGGGAGCCGCGCUGGCGGCGGGAGCCGCGCUGCUGGCGGGAGCCGCGCUGCUGGCGGGAGCGCGGGGGGGAGGCCGCGACGCGCUGGCCUCGGGGCGCGGCGCCGCCUCGGGGCGCGGCGCCGCCGCGCUCGAGAAGAAGUUACUGGAGGCGGAGACGGAGGAAGACGGCGCCACGAUGUCCGCUCGCCGGCGCUCGACGCGGCGGCAGUGGUCCGACGAGAAAGAUAAAUAGCGCCGUGCCAGGGCCGGGCAGAUACGGAUGUCUACCUCCGAUUAGCACGGUCGCUUGCGUAUAUUCGGCAUUCGCUACGAUCGAGCUUUACGCUGCGAAGCUGGGGUCGUAACCACGACUGGGAUGACCACAUUUAUGACUGAGACUAAACCAUGUCUAUUCGGUACUCUCAGAGAAAGCAGUGCAUCACCCUGUGUUGGAGAAAGGUGUUAAAAAGAUGACAUGAGCUACCUGAGCUAUUAUCCAUGAGCUUGGGUGUGGAGGCAUUCACCACAUGGCUGUAGGAAUUAAGCCAAUGACGUGUACACAGUCUGAUUCACGGUCAUGUGACACAGUCCUUUUAUUCAGCAACUAAUUUAGAUGCAUGAGGUUUUUUUUGGGUUAGAUUGCGUAAAGACACGUGUUGUUCAACCAGCCAUCACCUGACACAGUCAAUUAGUAAGGCUUGUCACUUAAACAAAACAUGCCAAUUGGUUACUAGUGCAGCACACCUGUGUGUUGGAGAGUAAACCCACAACAUUUACAAUAAGAUUACGACGUUUUGCCGGUAAUUACAACCAGCCUCAUUAGGCGACAGCCGGAUUUGUGGCGGGUUUAACGACACAUUUACAUGAUCUAACCCAAAAACGCCUUAUGCAUAUUGGUUAUGAAAUCCUACGUGUUAAACUAACUAAAUUAGAAUUGCCAUAUAUUGAGAGCUAUACAGGUAUUCUAACAUUCUACAAUCUAUAUAGUUACCUUUUCAAGGCUUUUGAGAGUUGUGGGUUCUCAUAGCUCUUGUAGCGUUAAAACCAGAGCCACCCAAAGUGAAAAUUGUUGGAUUCUGGAAAUUCCAUUGUUGGCUCUAGUUUUACAUUUACAGGAGUGCUGGACACGGAAGUGACCAUAUGUUAAUGGGAUGCGUUAAGCGCCGGUUUACUAACAACAUAAAAGUUUUGUAUUUUUAAAUUAAGAUGCUUUUUUAUUCUUUACAGUGGUAUAGAACGUUUGUAUUUUUAAAAAUAAAGCAGAUUGUACAUGA
Petromyzon marinus (sea lamprey) is the source of this 3046-nucleotide messenger RNA. RefSeq names its product damage specific DNA binding protein 2 (gene DDB2). Gene Ontology annotation, molecular function: damaged DNA binding; protein binding. Lineage: Eukaryota; Metazoa; Chordata; Hyperoartia; Petromyzontiformes; Petromyzontidae. Gene Ontology annotation, cellular component: nucleus; Cul4-RING E3 ubiquitin ligase complex. The record is from RefSeq and is a predicted model, not a curated record. Gene Ontology annotation, biological process: DNA repair; response to UV.